ACUGGUAGCGCAUCUUUCGGGUGGCGGGAACUGAAUGAUGGAGAAUUCGUAUCCCCGCUAACUAUUUCUAUACUUCUUACUCUGUUAGAAAAGCUGCAAGAGGUAGAUCGAAGCGAUAGGGUGCAGGAACUUAGCGUUGUCGUUGAAGGUGAAUCUUAUUUUAUUUUUGUUGUAAGUCUGGUGAGUCAAAACAAUUUGUAUUUUGACUCUUGAACUUUCUUGUAGAUGCAACAACAGAGGGUCAAGGUGAUGAAGGGGGUUCCCAAGAUGCACCUUUUGAGGAAGAGGGUCCAGCUUCACGUGAUCCGGUAUCAGCUUCUGACGAUAUGCUGCUGGACGAUAUGUUGCGUGAACAAGCCCAAUACGAGGCCGCCAAUCCAAUAAUCACAGCUGACUCGCCUGCAAGGGUUGUUAUUGACGCUCGGUCAUCAGGCUUCCAGCAACAACUCCCGGUUUCUUUAGGAAUGCCAACUACUGUACCUACUACAACUAUUAGCGGGAGUUUGACCGAACAGGCCGUAAGACCAACUGAAGAAGUUGGUGCUUCAACGGCUACUACACCCGUAAUGCUUUCUGCGACGCAUGAAGUUGAGCGACUAGAAACGGGUGUAGUGUGUUCGGUUAGAGAAAGCUCUUCGGGGACUGGUAAAUCUCGCGCGAUAUCUCUUUUUUUCUGACUUAUAAUUAUGGGAUAUUUAUGAUCUUGCGCUUCCUUUUUUCUUUUGUUGUUGCAAGAUUAUCGUCUCAACUUCGUGAAGCUUUUGAUGCUUUAUUAUCUGAUGACGAUCCCGAUAAGCUUCUCCUUUGCUUGGAGGUCAGCAACUUCUUUAAUUUUGUAGAGUCGUUAAUCGACAAACUCCUGGAAAAGAAGAUCCCUUUCAGACACUUCUGGACGGUCCUUGAGCGCAAAAUAGCCUUAAUAAAGGACAUUGUCUCUCUCAAUAUAGCUAAAGCUUUGACCGACGAUAUGAAUCAACUAGAGCGCAAAUUUGUGAAACUACAAGAGCUCCAAUUUGUUGGUGUUUCUGACUAUGUUGCUGCGCGAAUGGAGGUUCAUUUGCAAACAUGGCGUGAAUCUCGAGCAUCCGUUGGGCUUAGGAUCCAGGCACAGAGGAAGCAUGUUGACCAAGCGGAGGAAGUUCUUUCCGAAAGAUUGGCUCAUUUAUGCGAAAUCGACUCGUCGUUAGCCUCCGUUGAUGUCGAAAUAGCGGAGCUUGAACAGAAACUGGCGGAAGCAAAACAACGAAGAACUAUUUUGGAGGUGACCAAGGCUGGGGAGGAGCAUAGCAAGACCGUGAUGUCCAGCAAAGUGGCGCUCUCGAGGGAAAGGUUAGCCAAAAUGGAAGAAGAAGCUGCCCAACUCCUAUCUGCUUAUGAGGACUCUUUUAAGAUAGAGCUACAGCGUGAGCUUGAACGUACUUAUGCUAAAGAGUUUGCCAAGCUAGAGCAACAAAUUAUUAGUCAAAAGUUCAAUGUAAAGUGA
Asparagus officinalis (garden asparagus) is the source of this 1483-nucleotide messenger RNA. RefSeq lists its product as uncharacterized. The transcript has 2 exons. The record is from RefSeq and is a predicted model, not a curated record. NCBI's taxonomy places the organism in Eukaryota, Viridiplantae, Streptophyta, Magnoliopsida, Asparagales, Asparagaceae. Bases 698 to 1483 code for a protein of 261 amino acids.